Molecule: messenger RNA, 1720 nt
Organism: Anopheles coustani
Lineage: Eukaryota; Metazoa; Arthropoda; Insecta; Diptera; Culicidae
Gene: Mos
Product: serine/threonine-protein kinase mos
Exons: 3
Coding region: 260-1546 (428 amino acids)
Biological process (GO): protein phosphorylation
Molecular function (GO): ATP binding; protein kinase activity
Source: RefSeq, a predicted model, not a curated record
UUGCGUGUGGAGAAAAUAUGUUCCUGGCACCUUGAGGUUAGAUGUAAGAGCUUGUCAAAUCAAAUAAUGGCUGAUCUUUUGAAGGAAAAGGCUUUGUUCAAGCGGCCAGUGCACCGAGCACAUCUAAGCAAGCACAUCUAAUCCGUCCCAUGGACCAAAUCCGCCUAGGAGCGACGUCAAAAUUCGUCGGACUUUUUGACCGUGAAAGUUGGCAACGUGAGAGUUGCACUGGUGUGACCCAUGGUAGAGAGGGGUGACCAUGGCAUCUACGAAACUUCACGUACCCAAACUAGAUAUCAGUUUCGAUACACCCAAUCGAGACCAAUUUCUUCGCGAGGAUUACCAUAGCAAGCGUGAUACCUAUGAAAUUCUAGGUCGGGGCAGUUAUGGUGUCGUAAUAAAAGCGUCAUACCGGGGCCGCCCGGUGGCUGUGAAGAUCCUGGAGAAAAAAUCCUGUCAACAGCCUCGGUACGAUACUCUGAUGAACGAAGCAAACGCGCUUUACGUCAGGCACGAUAAUGUUGUCACUGUGCUCAAAAUAGUCUCUGAGGUCCAGUAUGGACUGGUGUUGAUGGAGCGAUUCGAUGGCCACUGCUUACAGCGUAUACUGGAUAACCAACGUCAGCUUCCAAUCCCUUUGCAACAUAAGCUGUUGAUUCUAUGUGAUGUUAUCAACGGAUUGUAUUUCUGUCACCUCCACCAACUGAUACACUUGGAUGUGAAGCCACAGAAUGUAAUUGUCACAAUCAACCCUUCAGCCAAUUUGGACCUAAAGCACAAUGGGAGAGCUGCCUGCUUGUGUGUACGAAAAUAUCUGUGCAAACUGUGCGACUUCGGUUCAUCGAUGAUGCUGACAUCCUGGCGUAGGAACGAAACACUAGUCAACCGUGGCACGAUACGGUAUAUGUCACCGGAAUUAUUAUGUGGCCAACAGCGCACGGUUGAUGGCGUUUCUGAGCGUGCCGAUAUUUAUUCCCUCGGCGUUACGAUGUGGCAGUUGCAUGAGGGGCGUUUUCCCUACGAGGACAUUAAAUGUAAUGAAGUAGUUGCAUACAACGUAGUAAAGAAAGGACUACGACCUGACAGUGUCUCCACUGUACCGAUUACAUUCGGGAAGCGAUCCACAAAUCUGCCCACCCGGGGGCGCUGUUUGCACUGGAAUGUUCUUCUUCCUGGGCCUUAUGUUGGUAGCAUGACUUAUGACGCCCGCUACGAGUCUGAAGCCGUUGAUAAUGUUCUCAAACAACAGGGUAUUGCGGUGGAGUACAACAAGAAGGUGCAAGGAACAAAAAGUUAUGCUCUUGAUACUAUCUGUUCUGAAGCAACAGAAUCAGACCAAGAAAUUCCAACUGCUAGGAUUCGCGCCUUGUUUGUCAAUAACGUUAGGAUUCCGAGGCGGGGGUGUAAUCAAAUCCAUCAGAUGAUCCAAACUUUGUACAGGCAGUGUUGGCUCACGGAUCCGUCCUACCGACCCGAUGCGAUUACGGUUCGUAACACCAUCAACAAAGCGUUGGAAAAGUUUGUUUAUUGCAAGUGUGUCAACUGAUUCACCACGCGAACAGUUAUUUUAAAGUGUUUUUGUGUCUGUUUGUAUUGUAUUGUUUGGUUAUUUCCGGUUAAUGGAAUAUUGCAACAGCGUAAAUUUAAUAAUUUAAGUAAAUUAUUAAAAAGUCGUCGUUAGUUUUUAAGCUUGUCUUCUAAGCAAGUAUUUCUUUUAAGA